Drosophila ficusphila is the source of this 1403-nucleotide messenger RNA. It is a transcript of the gene FeCH, whose product is annotated as ferrochelatase, mitochondrial. Gene Ontology annotation, molecular function: protoporphyrin ferrochelatase activity. The record is from RefSeq and is a predicted model, not a curated record. The transcript has 5 exons. NCBI's taxonomy places the organism in Eukaryota, Metazoa, Arthropoda, Insecta, Diptera, Drosophilidae. The coding region runs from base 96 to 1250 and encodes 384 amino acids. Gene Ontology annotation, biological process: heme biosynthetic process.
CGCCGUUGAACAUCGAUGAUUCUAAUCACUUUUUAAACAUCGAUGUUUCUUCACCUUUAAAGUGCAAUAUUUGGGUCAAUAUAAAAGAAAACAUAAUGUUUUUGCAUAACACAAAACUGUGCAGGCUAGCAGGCAACCUGGCGACCAGCAUUCGCCACCUGAGCGGCCAGAGGCCUAAGACUGCAAUCCUCAUGCUUAACAUGGGCGGGCCAACUCACACGGACCAGGUGCACGAUUACCUGCUCCGCAUCAUGACGGACCGGGACAUGAUACAGCUGCCUGUACAGAGUCGGCUUGGACCUUGGAUCGCCCAGCGUCGGACGCCGGAGGUGCAGAAGAAGUACAAAGAGAUCGGCGGCGGGUCGCCGAUCCUCAAGUGGACAGAGCUGCAGGGCCAGCUCAUGUGCGAGCAGCUGGACAGGAUCUCACCGGAGACCGGACCGCACAAGCACUACGUGGGCUUCCGUUAUGUGAAUCCGCUCACCGAAAACACACUCGCCGAGAUUGAAAGCGACAAUCCAGAGCGCAUAGUUCUCUUCUCGCAAUAUCCACAGUACAGCUGCGCCACCUCGGGCUCCAGCUUCAACUCCAUCUUCACGCACUACCGCAACAAUAACCUGCCCUCUGACACCAAAUGGAGCAUCAUCGACCGGUGGGGCACUCAUCCUCUACUGAUUAAAACCUUUGCCCAGCGCAUCCGGGAUGAACUGGCCAAAUUUGUGGAAACGAAGCGUAACGAUGUGGUCAUCCUUUUCACCGCCCACUCCCUCCCUCUGAAGGCUGUAAGCCGGGGCGACGCCUAUCCUUCGGAGAUCGGGGCCAGCGUGCACAUGGUGAUGCAGGAACUGGGCCAGACGAAUCCCUACAGCCUGGCCUGGCAGUCCAAAGUCGGCCCGCUACCCUGGCUGGCACCUGCGACCGAUGAUGCCAUUAAGGGAUACGUCAAGCAAGGCUUAAAGAACUUCAUCCUGGUGCCCAUCGCCUUUGUAAACGAGCACAUAGAAACCCUCCAUGAGCUGGAUAUCGAGUACUGCGACGAACUGGCCAAGGAGGUAGGCGUAGAGGAGAUUCGCCGCGCAGCGGCCCCCAACGACCACCCACUGUUCAUCGACGCCCUAAGCAACAUAGUGGCGGAGCACCUAAAGUCCCAACAGUCAGUCAACCCCAAGUUCCUUAUGCGGUGCCCGAUGUGCUCCAAUCCAAAGUGCAGGGAAAGUAAGAGCUGGUAUCGGCAGCUCUGUUCAACUUAGACAGCCGACGUAAUACGCUGGCUAGCGUCGUGCUCCUCCUGGGAGCGAACAAUUUUGCAUUCAUCUGGGAUUCUUGGGGAAUGGUUUUCACACACUGCUUUAUAUUUAUAGCGCUAAAAAUAAAAUGAAACAGGCACUGCAGAACAGUCAAAA